Diatraea saccharalis (sugarcane borer) is the source of this 2901-nucleotide messenger RNA. Lineage: Eukaryota; Metazoa; Arthropoda; Insecta; Lepidoptera; Crambidae. The record is from the annotation of a GenBank genome assembly.
AUGUAUUGGCAGGCGGCCAUAUCAUGGCUUGCGGUGUUCCAGCUGGUCGGUGGCAGCUUCCUGCUGCCGGGGGACGUGCGGCCCUCCCACUACGACCUGCGUGUCACCUACGACCUGGAUCCUGCCACCAACUACUCAUACUACGGGGUGGUCGAUAUUCUGCUGGCAGCCAACAAGCCUACAUCUAAGAUAAUACUCCACGCUAAAGAUUUUAACAUCACUAGCGAGUCAAUCCUUAUUUCGGGUCAGCAGAACCCGCCGACGGCAAAGUCAGCGAUAAUAAAUAGCACCUACGACUUUCUGACUAUCACCCUGGACAGGAUGUUGGACACUGACGUCAAUUACACUGUCACUAUACCGUUCUACGGGAACUUAAAGCAGGGAUUGGAUGGAGUCUAUAUCAGUUCUUACGUGAAUCGGUUGACUAAAGUAACAGAGUACCUGAUAACGACUCAGUUCGAAGCAAUAUCGGCCCGCAAGGGGUUCCCAUGUUUCGACGAGCCGAUGUACAAAGCCACUUAUCGUAUCACUCUGGGACACCACAAGCAGUUCACGGCCGUCUCCAACAUGCCGCUCAAGUCCAGGAUCGAGGAGAAUGUUUUGGAGAAAUAUUGGCCUUGGCAAAUCGUACAACAGAAGUUCGGGAAGAAUAUAUCCCAGUUCGUGUGGGACGAGUUCGAUGAGUCAGUGCCGAUGUCCACGUACCUGGUGGCGUUCGUGGUGUCCAACUUUUCGCACGUGGAGAGUCCCGCCGAUCUCUCCACCACCAAGUUCAGGAUUUGGGCUAGGAGCGACGCGAUUGAUCAGACCUCGUAUGCAGCGAACAUCGGUCCUCGUGUGCUGACCCACUUCGAGAAAUUCUUCAACGUGUCGUUCCCGCUUCCGAAGCAAGACAUGUUUGCGAUACCUGACUUCUCCGCCGGCGCCAUGGAAAACUGGGGUCUCAUCACCUACAGGGAGACCGCUCUGCUAUACGACAAACAACAAUCCUCUUUCUUGAAUAAAGAGAGGGUGGCUGAGGUGAUUGCCCACGAGCUCGCCCAUCAGUGGUUCGGCAACUUGGUGACGAUGAAGUGGUGGUCGGAUCUGUGGCUGAACGAAGGGUUCGCUACAUUUAUGGCGUCCGUGGGCGUCGACGCCGUGGAGCCCAAUUGGAGAGCGGACAGGAGUUAUGCGGUCGAGAAUAUCAUGUCUAUUCUUAAACUGGACGCCUUGGAGUCUUCGCAUCCCGUAUCAGUGCCAAUUGAUGAUCCAAAGCGUAUCUCGGAGAUCUUUGAUACUAUCUCUUACAAGAAGGGGUCUACUCUCAUAAGAAUGAUGACCAUGUUCCUUGGGGAAGACGUCUUCAAAAAGGCCUUACACAAUUACCUCAUCAAGUAUUCAUACAAAAACGCGGAACAAGACGACCUGUGGCACGAGCUGACGCACGUGAGCCACAUGCACGGCAGACUGGCCGGCAACAUGACGGUGAAACAGGUGAUGGACACGUGGACCAAGCAGACCGGCUACCCGAUCCUCACCGUCACCAGGGACUACACCGAUCAGUCGCUCACUAUAGCACAGAAACGUUACCUGUCCCUGAGCGCGCGGUCGGGCACGGGCUCCUCGUGGUGGGUGCCGCUGCGUGUGCUGUGCGAGGCCGACGCCGCCGCCGCCGAGGACCUGCAGUGGCUCAGCGACACCGACGGAGUCUCCUCGCUGCACCAGUUCAAGCACAACUCCCAACCCGAACAGUGGGUGUUGUUCAACUACGAUAUGCUCGCUCCGUACCGCGUCAACUACGACAAGAAGAACUGGAUGCUGCUGUCGAACGCCCUGAACAGCGACCGGUACACGUCGGUGCCGGUGCUGGGCCGCGUGCAGCUGCUCUCCGACGCGUUCGCGCUCGCCUGGACCAACCGACUCGACUACUCCAUUGCUCUCGAAUUGGCGAGUUAUCUGAAGCGGGAGAACGAAGUGCUGCCGCUGACGACGGGUCUGACUGCUCUGGGCACAAUAGACAAUGUCCUGAGCAGGUCCCCGGAGUAUGGAGCCUUCCAGAAGUACAUGCGGCGACUGAUCACGGACACGUACCAGCGCGCAGGCGGACUCGCCGUCAAGAAAAUACUUAACGGAGACAACUUGAAUAGCGUCAAGUUGCAGGUGAUGACGUCACAAUGGGCGUGUCGUAUGAAGGUGCCAGGAUGCGAGGAGAACGCCAUCGAGCUGUUCCAGCAGUGGAUGGAUACCAGCGACCCCGACAAGGAGAACCCCAUCCCGCUGGACCUGCGCCGCACGGUGUACUGCGUGGCGCUGCGCCGCGGCAGCGUGAGGCACUGGCGGUUCGCGCUGGCCCGCAUGCAGCGCGCCAACGUCGCCGCCGCCAGGGACAAGCUCCUCGGCGCGCUGGCCUGCACCAACGAGCUGUGGAUACUGAACCAGUACCUCGAGUGGACCAUAACAGAAGGCUCGGUGAUUCGCCGCCAGGAUGCGGCGACUGUCAUAGCGUCGAUCACGCGGUCCACCAUCGGUUACUACGUCGCUAAAGAGUUCAUAUAUGACCACAUCGCUGAAUUACAUAAAACGUUCCGCGGACAGGCGAAUCGAAUAGGUGGCAUUGUUAAAAUACUCCUCGAUCAAUUCACCACGCAGCGGGAACUCGACGAGUUCAACACGUGGCGCGAGAAGCACGCCACGUACCUGUCGGAGGUGAAGCUGGCGGUGCAGCAGGCGGUGGAGCGCGCCGCGGUCAACAUCGCGUGGGUCGCGCGCCACCGGCAACACCUCGCGCGGCUGCUGCGCGACCACGCUAUAAAACUUCAAACGCCGCAUAUAACCAGAUGGAAAGGACAGCCCAACUUUAUGCUGUCGAUAUUUGCCAUACACAAUAUAUCCACAGCCGGUGUGACACCAUUUAGACAC